Ceratotherium simum simum (southern white rhinoceros) is the source of this 763-nucleotide messenger RNA. It is a transcript of the gene CPTP, whose product is annotated as ceramide-1-phosphate transfer protein. Lineage: Eukaryota; Metazoa; Chordata; Mammalia; Perissodactyla; Rhinocerotidae. Gene Ontology annotation, cellular component: membrane; cytosol; cytoplasm. Gene Ontology annotation, biological process: intermembrane lipid transfer; ceramide transport. Gene Ontology annotation, molecular function: ceramide 1-phosphate transfer activity; ceramide 1-phosphate binding. The record is from RefSeq and is a predicted model, not a curated record.
CCUCAGCCUGGCUCCCCGUGUGUUUCAGUUCGUAUUGAAAAAUGGACGACUUGGAGUCGGACUUCAAUCUGAAAGUUGUCUUGGUGAGUUUCAAGCAGUGUCUCGACGAGAAAGAAGAGGUGCUGCUGGACCACUACCUCGCAGGCUGGAGGGGGCUGGUCAGGUUCCUGAACAGUCUGGGCACCAUCUUCUCGUUCGUCUCCAAGGACGUGGUGACGAAGCUGCAGAUCAUGGAGCGCCUGUGCAGCAGCCCCCAGCGGGAGCACUACAGAAGCCUGCAGUCCAUGGUGGCCUAUGAGGUGGGCAACCAGCUGGUGGACCUGGAGCGGCGCUCGCACCAUGCCGACUCAGGCUGCCGGACGGUGCUCCGGCUGCACCGCGCCCUGCGCUGGCUGCAGCUCUUCCUGGAAGGUCUGCGCACCAGCCCCGAGGACGCGCGCACUGCCACGCUCUGCACUGACUCCUACAAUGCCUCGCUGGCUGCCUACCACCCCUGGAUCAUCCGCCGGGCUGUCACUGUGGCUUUCUGCACGCUUCCCACACGCAAGGUCUUCCUGGAGGCCAUGAACGUGGGGUCCCCCGAGCAGGCUGUGGAGAUGCUAGGGGAGGCCCUGCCCUUCAUUGAGCAUGUCUACAACAUCUGCCAGAAGCUCUACGCCGAGCACGCUCUGCUGGACCUGCCCUAGGGCCGGCGGGCCCGGCAGGGCAGGCUUCCCCUCCUCCAGAGCUGGGCUGGGGCAACCAGGGCCCGUGAGUCCCACCA